AUGCAGAAUGGCCACUCGCGCAAGACGAAUGGCAGCGUGAGGGGUUCCAAGAGCAAAAACAACAAGCCUCGAGCCACAGUGUCUGAACUGCAGGCACGAUUCGCUGCGAUCAACACCACGACCACAGAUAACAACAGCAACGACGACAGCACCGACACCUCCGACGGCAGCAUCCUGACGCCGUCCACCACCUCCGCCCCCAGCCCAAACGCCAUUAAUUCCUCCUCCAUCUCCUCCAAAAUGUCACACGGCCACGCGCGCAAGGCCUCGUCGCCCAUGGCGCCGCCGUUCAUGGUGUCGGCGCCCGGCAAAGUCAUCGUGUUUGGCGAGCACGCCGUCGUGCACGGCAAAGCCGCGCUGGCUGCGGCCAUUUCGCUGCGGUCAUAUCUGCUGGUCACCACGCUCUCCAAGUCGCACCGCACCGUGACGCUGAAUUUCCGCGACAUUGGGCUGGAUCACACAUGGGACAUUGACAAACUGCCCUGGGACGUGUUCCAGCACCCAUCGAAGAAGAAAAUGUAUUACGAUCUGGUCACCGAGCUUGACCCGGAGCUGCUCGAGGCCAUGCAGCCUCAUGUCGCUGCUGUAUCGCCAGAUGAAGCGGAGGAUCUACGCAAAAUCCGUCAGAGCUCGGCCGCGGCGUUUUUGUAUCUGUUCCUCUCGCUAGGCUCGCCAAACGCGCAUGCUGCUGUUUAUACCCUCCGAUCAACGAUCCCACCCGGUGCUGGCCUGGGUAGCAGCGCCAGUGUCUGUGUGUGUAUCAGCUCAGCACUGUUACUGCAGAUUCGCACUCUGGCAGGACCGCACCCAGACCAACCGCCGCAAGAAGCCGAAGUGCAAAUCGAACGCAUCAACCGCUGGGCCUUUGUCGGCGAAAUGUGCAUCCACGGGAACCCAAGCGGUGUCGACAACACGGUCUCAGCGGGCGGCAAAGCAGUACUCUUUCGGCGCGACGACUACAGCAAACCCCCAACUGUCAAAUCCCUACAUGAUUUCCCCGAAUUACCCUUGCUGCUCGUCAACACGAACCAGCCACGCUCCACAAAGACUGAAGUCGCCAAGGUCGGCCGUAUGCGCGAGACGCAUUCGCGUGUCACAGAGGCGAUUCUGAAUUCCAUUGACCAGGUCACACUAUCUGCAAACGAGAUGAUCUCCACCAUGGACUUUGACGACGAGGACGACGACAGCAACGAAGCUCUAGAAAACUUUGGCGCUUUGUUCCGUAUCAACCACGGCCUCCUCGUCUCCCUCGGCGUUUCUCACCCUCGCCUCGAACGUAUCCGCGAACUGGUCGAUUAUGCAAACAUUGGCUGGACAAAACUGACGGGCGCCGGCGGCGGUGGCUGCGCUAUCACUCUCCUGCGACCCAACGCAUCUGCGCCCACACUACGAAAACUCGAGCAAAAGCUCGACAGCGAAAACUUUCAACGCUUCGAAACGACUCUCGGUGGUGAUGGCGUUGGCGUGCUGUACCCAGCCGUGCUACGCAACGGCACAACCGACGAAGAAGGCGGCGAAGAGAUUGAUCAACAGAAAUUCGAGAAUGCCGUGGGGAAUGAUGGCAUUGAGCAACUUGUGGGUGUUGGUGGUGGAGUGAACAAGACGAAGAAGCGUGAAGGGUGGAAGUUUUGGAGGAUAGGCGGUCGAUGA
Messenger RNA from Talaromyces rugulosus, 1650 nucleotides. RefSeq lists its product as uncharacterized. NCBI's taxonomy places the organism in Eukaryota, Fungi, Ascomycota, Eurotiomycetes, Eurotiales, Trichocomaceae. The record is from RefSeq and is a predicted model, not a curated record. The coding region runs from base 1 to 1650 and encodes 549 amino acids. The transcript has a single exon. Gene Ontology annotation, biological process: ergosterol biosynthetic process; isoprenoid biosynthetic process. Gene Ontology annotation, molecular function: mevalonate kinase activity; ATP binding. Gene Ontology annotation, cellular component: cytoplasm.